AGAAUGAACAGCCUUCCCUCGUUUGGUUUGACAGAGGAAAGUUUUAUUUGACUUUCGAAGGCUCGUCGCGGGGCCCCAGCCCCCUGACCAUGGGGGCACAGGACACCCUGCCCGUCGCUGCCGCCUUCACGGAAACCGUCAACGCGUACUUCAAAGGGGCCGACCCAAACAAGUGCAUCGUGAAGAUCACAGGGGAGAUGGUGCUGUCGUUUCCAGCGGGCAUCACGCGACACUUUGCCAACAACCCCGCUCCGGCGGUGCUCACCUUCCGCGUCUUGAACUACAACAGGCUGGAGCACGUCCUGCCAAACCCCCAGCUCCUCUGCUGUGACAACACGCAGAGCGACGCCAGCACGAAGGAGUUCUGGGUCAACAUGCCAAACCUGAUGACUCACCUAAAGAAGGUAUCGGAACAGAAACCGCAAGCCACCUAUUACAAUGUGGAUAUGCUCAAAUACCAGGUAUCUGCCCAGGGUAUUCAGUCUACUCCAUUAAACCUUGCAGUGAGCUGGCGGUGUGACCCUGCAAGCACUGACCUCCGCAUCGACUACAAAUACAAUACAGAGGCAAUGACCACACCGGUCGCUCUAAACAACGUCCAGUUCCUCGUCCCCGUCGACGGAGGAGUAACCAAACUUCAAGCUGUGCUUCCUCCUGCCGUCUGGAACGCCGAGCAGCAAAGGAUAUUGUGGAAGAUCCCUGAUAUCUCUCAGAAGUCGGAAAAUGGAGGUGUGGGGUCUCUGCUGGCCCGAUUCCAGCUCUCGGAGGGGCCCAGUGCCCCGGCCCCCCUGGCCGUGCAGUUCACCAGUGAGGGCAGCACCCUGUCCAGCUGCGACAUCGAGCUCGUGGGUGCCGGCUACCGCUUCUCCCUCCUCAAGAAGA
Molecule: messenger RNA, 882 nt
Organism: Tauraco erythrolophus (red-crested turaco)
Lineage: Eukaryota; Metazoa; Chordata; Aves; Musophagiformes; Musophagidae
Source: RefSeq, a predicted model, not a curated record